CUGAUUUUAGGUAUUUCAAACUCUACUGACUCAUCGAUCACUUCAGUUACUGUUGGUGAUUCAGUGGAAGUCGAAAAAACAUCGCCCACUCUCAACAAAUUCCCCACGAUUUUCAACGAUGUUCUUUGGAUUUUUCCAGAGCGUUUCCUCCUUUCGCUUCAGAUCGAUCCGUCGACGUUCAUCGCACUUUUGCUGGUACUUACCAUGCUGAGUCCGUUAUGCACGAUAUGUGUGUACUGCAUGUAUCGAAAGCGACAAAGCGCCAAAAAGAGAAAGAUGCCGCGCUUUGGGCCGUGGACGCUGUCACAUUCAAGGCAUUCCAUUCUGGAGACGAAUAUUCUCUACCGCCAGCCUAUUGAGUUCCGAACUCCGCAGACGGAAGAGGAAUGGCUCAUUCCUAGUGAUGAUGUCAGCGUUGGCGGUGUAAUAGGAGAGGGUGCAUUCGGUCUGGUCUGUAAAGGCACAAUGAGCGGUCCAAAAGGGAUGGCGGUUCGGGUGGCGAUCAAACAGUUGAAGACGAAUGCUAUCGAUGAAGAGCGCGAGGAAUUUUUACGCGAAAUGGACAUCAUGAAACAGGUUGGUCGUCACCCAAAUAUCGUGGCGAUGUAUGGGCUCUGUGAAGAGCCGGACUUUCAAUGUAUGGUGAUGGAAUAUGUACCCUUCGGCGAUCUCAAGCAUUACUUGCAGAACCUACGAAAGCAGGUGAGUUCCACGCUCACUCAAGUUUUUGAUUGA
Cooperia oncophora is the source of this 735-nucleotide messenger RNA. The record is from the annotation of a GenBank genome assembly. NCBI's taxonomy places the organism in Eukaryota, Metazoa, Nematoda, Chromadorea, Rhabditida, Trichostrongylidae.